Molecule: messenger RNA, 5346 nt
Organism: Cyprinus carpio (common carp)
Lineage: Eukaryota; Metazoa; Chordata; Actinopteri; Cypriniformes; Cyprinidae
Gene: sik2a
Product: salt-inducible kinase 2a
Biological process (GO): microtubule cytoskeleton organization; intracellular signal transduction; protein phosphorylation
Cellular component (GO): cytoplasm
Molecular function (GO): tau-protein kinase activity; protein serine/threonine kinase activity; ATP binding
Source: RefSeq, a predicted model, not a curated record
GGAUCUUUUCAGUGAUUCUAAACAAUGAAAUGCAUUUGGGGUUUCGAAGGUCAGAUGUAAGCAACGGAGUUGAAAGUGUUUGAAGAGAUUGCAAUAGCCACUGAUUGACGUACGCAGUGGAUAAGGUUGUCUUGGUGACAUUAUGGUCGCGAACGUUGAAGCCGCUUUGUGAGAUCCGCCCCUUUAUAAAAUCCCUUCAGCACUGACGUCAAUGCAUGUCGAGCGCCAGAACAUCAUUCCUCGUGCCGAGCAUCAGAUUGGUAUGCGCUCUCAUUUCAGUCAUGUAGAGCCCUUAUCUGGAAACGAAGACAUGUGCAGGAGCCCUUGGCACCCAUAUGCCCCAUUUUAGUUUUAGUUCUUGCAUUAGAAACAAAAUCAUACCUGCCACUUGAAUUGCUUUGUAUGAGCAGGUGAAGGUGGCCAAGUCAUCCACACACCUCUUUAUCCAGUUGUUCACUAGAAAACUAUGGUCAUGGCCGCCCAGGACCAAAAGCCGUCGCAGCGGGCUCCGGUUCGCGUGGGAUUUUAUGAUAUUGAGCGCACGCUGGGAAAAGGCAAUUUUGCAGUUGUGAAGCUGGCGAGACAUCGUAUCACGAAAUCUGAGGUGGCUAUUAAGAUCAUAGACAAGACCCAGCUAGAUGCAGUGAACCUGGAGAAGAUCUACAGAGAAGUGGAAAUCAUGAAGUUGCUGGACCAUCCUCACAUCAUCAAGCUUUACCAGGUCAUGGAAACCAAAAACAUGCUCUAUCUAGUCACAGAAUAUGCCAAGAAUGGAGAGAUAUUUGACUACCUGGCCAGCCGCGGGCGGCUCAGCGAAAUGGAUGCGAGGAGGAAGUUCUGGCAGAUCCUCUCAGCGGUGGAGUACUGCCACGAACGCAACAUUGUCCACAGAGACCUGAAGGCCGAAAACUUGUUACUGGAUGCUCACAUGAAUAUGAAGAUAGCAGAUUUUGGCUUUGGAAACUUCUUCCGUCCUGGGGAACCCCUGACCACUUGGUGUGGGAGCCCCCCAUAUGCGGCUCCAGAGGUCUUUGAGGGGCAACAGUAUGAGGGUCCACAACUGGACAUCUGGAGUAUGGGGGUGGUUUUGUACGUGUUAGUGUGUGGUGCUCUUCCAUUUGAUGGUCCUAGCCUUCCUGUCCUCAGACAGAGGGUCCUGGAGGGCCGUUUCCGCAUCCCCUACUUCAUGAGUGAGGACUGCGAGCACCUGAUCAGGAAGAUGUUGGUUCUAGAUCCAGCCAAGCGUUUGUCCCUGAGUCAGAUCAAAGAGCAUCGCUGGAUGGUGCUGGAGGUCCCGUCCCAGCGGCCCGUGCUAUAUAGACAGGGUCUGCCAUGUGAGAGCAAAUCAGGCUUGGGUGAACACAGUGAGCAGGUGCUCCGACUCAUGCACAGUCUGGGCAUCGACCAGCAGAAGACUAUUGAGUCUCUUCAGAACAAAAGCUAUAACCACUUUGCUGCUAUCUAUUACCUGCUUGUGGAGCGGUUGAAAGCGCAUCGCAGCAGUUUCCCUGUGGAACAGCGUUUGCACGCCAGCCAGCGCCGCCCUAGCACCGUCGCUGAGCAGACUGUUGUCAAGACCAUUGCGGUUCCUUCUCAAGCGGGCGUCCUGCCGCAGGCAGCGCGUCACCUGCGUUCACCUGUUCUGUUGCAGUCCACUACAGACACAUUUACCUUCCCACAAACCCCUGCUUCCCCAGAUCAGACGCUCAUGGAGGAAGACGUGGCCACUCCCAAGGUGGAUGGCUGCUUACUGGACCCACUCCCUCCAGCCGUUGUCCGCAAAGUCAGUGGCUCGCUGCCUAGCAACGUUAUGGAGACGUCCAUUGAUGAGGGCAUUGAGGCGGAGGAAGAGCAUGCUGUGCCCCUCGCCGCCUUUCAUACAGCUCGCUUCAGUCAGCGCCGGCAUACACUGUCUGAGGUCACCAACCAACCUGCUGUGCUGCCCAUCACAGGUCUGAACCCGUCCCUCGGCAGCAUGGACUCAGACUACAGCAUGGGUUCGACUCAAAGUGAUUUCAGCUUGCCUGAAGAGAAUCCAGCUCUAAAGGAUGUAUUAAGCUCUAUACCUGCCAGCCCCACAGCUCCAGUCUUCCUGGGCAUGAAGCCCCCUGAGUCCACCCUUCAGCCGCUCAACACGGAGGGGCAGGGCGCUCAUAAUCACUCACUAGUCAGUUUCAGAGAGGGGCGAAGGGCUUCAGACACGUCUCUCACUCAAGGUUUAGUGGCAUUCAGGCAGCACCUCCAGAACCUGGCCAGAACCAAGGGUUUCCUGGAGCUUAACAAAGCCCAGAUAGUGUUAGGAGAUGGUGGAGGAGGCGGUAAACCCACCAUCAGUCCCCAGGAGCUACUAGAGCCUCACCACCCAUUCAGACACCAGGGAGAAGGACGCCAAUGUCCAAGUGGAAAAGAUACAUCGACAUUUACGGGUAAAAUGCACCCUUAUCUGCUAUCCAGGAGACAGAGUUUGGAGACGCAGUACCUCGCUCAGCGACUACAGAGGGCCAGUCAGUUGGCAAGUGGUCUUGGAAGUGGACAGACGUUUUGUAAAGAGGCUGCACCGCGCUCUUUAGAGCAACAACUCCAGGAGCACAGACUGCAGCAGAAGAGGCUCUAUCUCCAGAAGCAGUCUCAGGUACAGGCUUACUUCCACCAGAUGCAGCUGGCUGAGGAUGUUUACCGCCAUCCCCAGGACAGCAGAGACCCCCAGAACAGCAGCAGUCCCUUAUCCAGCCCUCCCUUCACACGGACCCAAACCCUAACCCCUUUUCUGGAGCCCGGCACUUCAUCCCUGACAUACGGCCCCAAGCCAGCCCGUUUCCCAGACUGGCCUCUACCACCAGACAACUGCACAAACUACACCCCAUCCCUCCCUACAGAGCCCCUGUAUGCAUGGAGUCCUGCCCAGCCACCUCUCCCACCAGGCAAAGCAGAAAGCCCUUCGGCUCAACCUGCACCUGAAACCCCCUUCCUGGACUGUGAGAUGAUGGAGACCGUAGAGGCCCCACAGGGCUGUGUACUCGUAAACUAAAUGUGAAGUAAAGCACUCUGAGGCUGGCUCUCAGGCACAAGAUGUGGCAAAAAACGCCCUCAGGGACGAACAAGAUGCCAUGGUUUGUCACAUCUUAUAAACCUGCAGAACUGUGGUAGACCAUUACAGAACUUCAUUUUCAGAGAUGUUUGUGAGAUACGCUAGUGAAAUGUUUUUUGUUUUGUUUUUGUUCUGGUAAGCACAGAUUAAAUGUAGUGCAGCAACCAUAGAGUUUAAAAAUCAGUAUUAAAGCAAUAUUCCUUUUCCUAGGUAAUACUCUAGAGUUCUAUGAGUUUCAGUGUUUUUAUAAUUAGUUUAUUUAAUCUUUAAAUGAUCAGUAGCUGCUCAAGUUUUCCUUAUUAGUAUUGUGUGAUUUUAAAUAAUAGAUAUAAUCAACAGAGAAAUGUGUAAAUAUUAGGACUUAUCGAAUGGGAUAAAAAAAAAAGAAAUAAUGUUAAAGUCAACAGCAUUGAGUUUAUUUUUUGGAGUGGAGUGAUGAACUUCUGAAUGAAAAACAAGAACAAAAUAUGGAGUCAGACCUGAGUUUAAAACAUUGGCAACACUUAAAAUAAGGUUCAAUUUGUAAAAAAAAAAAAUAAUAAUAAUAAUAAUAAUUAGGUCUCAUAAACUGUCCAGAAAAUAAACAACUAUGAACAAACAAUAAUUUACAGCAUUUAUCAAUCUAAACUGAUUUUAAUUUAUGCAUAUAAUACUUUUUAACUUCUUUAUAUUUAUAUAUUCACAAUAAUUAGCAUUAGUAAGUUAAAGAAAAAUAAACAAAUUAACAAUAAACAAUAGUAUAUUAAUAAAUGCUGUAACAUAUUACCAUUGAUUUGUUAGUUCACAAUAACUAAUAUAUUAACUAAGCACUACAUACUUAUAAUUUAAGUGCUGCAGAUAUGACGUAAUUUUGCAAGCCAACCCAGACAUUAUGGUUCAUUCACACAAUGUCAGGAUUAAUGUAAUUUCGAGAUUCUGACGUAAACGUUCACGUCCUCUUAGAAUGUGUAAUUACAAAUUGUGAAUUUUUGGAAAGCUUUGACUUGUACCAACUGACUGCUGCAACACCGCACAAAAACACUUUUAAUAUGACAGCAAUUUCAGCUGCAAAUUGUAGUGAAGUAAUAAUAUUGGGCAAUAUUUCCAUUUUAUAAUAUUUAAGUAAUUUGUAUAAUUAAUAAUAAUUCCAGUAAAUGAGUAUUGUCAUUUUGGCAUUAAUAGUGUUUCCAUAGAAAUGUAUAAUUCAAGACAGGAACAGUUCCGGCACAAGUUUUCAUCUAGUAAUUACCGUAAUUAUGACAUGCAAAUGCAGCACUGGCAUCACCCUGGUUCCCUCGACAAAAGCCAAUAGGAUUUUGGAUUAUUGUGUAAAAUAAGCUCUGUGACCAGCAAAAAUUUAUAAUUCUUGCACGUUUUGUUCGACACAUAUGAACAUAAUGUUUGUGAAUUUUGAAGACUGAAUACAAUCACAAGAAGCAGUCACUCAACUUCAGUGUCACCACCAUUAAACUUCUUACAACUCUUACGGCCUUUAUUUAAAUUCUAAAAUAAAGUUGCAAAAUUUGAGUUGGAAUAGUUUGAGGAAGUAUAAACAAAAGGCUGUAAAAGAUGAUUUUCUUUGUGUUCAAUGGCAUGUUUAAUGCGCCAACCACCUCUGUAGUCCCAUUUAGCCACUUGUUCGCAACCACCUUUUUCAAGACAUGUAAAAGCUUUAAAAAAAUAUAGGUAGUGUAUUACUUUGUUUUAAUGAAUAAUAAGCUUGUGUGAACCACAGAACUUAUUUCAAGCAUUGACUUUGUGAUGACGAGUCUGGGUUUUAGGACUCAUUCCUGCAGCGCUAUUGUAAAGUGUUACCACAUUGCUGUUUGACUAUUGGUAAACAUUAACAGGCAUGACCUAGAUGAUGUCAGCAGAAACGUAAAGUUGUUUCGGGUUGAGCAAUCAUGAAAGCUUAUCAAAACAAAUCAAAUGUAAAAUAACAUACACCUAUGGUUAUGCACAGUAAGACCAAACAACAUGCGUUAAAGUAAAUAGGGUUCCUUUUGAGUUCAUGUUGACUUUAAAAUCACACUACCUACUUUGGGCUUAUCAGAGUGAAAUGGAGAAGUAGAAAAGAACAAGGUUACAGUACAUGGGUUUUCUAACAUUACGUUUGCUUUUAGAGCCACUGUAAACAUUCAGACUUACAGGGUUUAAACCAAUCAGAAUUAAUGGGUUUCUCCACCCCAAAAUGAAAAUUUUGUCAUUAAUCACCUACCCCCAUGCCGUUCCAAACCCGUAAAAGCUUUGUUCAUCUUUGGAACACAAUUUAAGGUAUU